CUGCCGAAGGGGAUGUAGCCCUAGAGAACGACAUAUAUAAUGGCCCUUUCUCGGCCAAAACCAGUCUCCAGAAGGGAGGAGAAGCAAAAAUGGUGUCGCUGAAGGUCCAGAAGCGGCUCGCAGCCUCAGUGAUGAAGAACGGAAAGGGUAAAGUAUGGCUCGAUCCUAACGAAAGCAGUGGCAUCUCCAUGGCCAAUUCGCCGCAAUGUUUGAUGACGAUGGUAGAAGAAAAUGAUCACAACAAUAGACUUGAUAUGCACAUUGAGUUGUCUUACUCCACAUAUGAAGCUUUCAAGAUUCUUGCCAAGAACUACCUGGAUCUUGAUGAUCAUGAUGAUGAUCCUCUGUUCAAGAAUAUCAAGUCUUUGUUGAAGGAGACAGAGAUUUCCUUGAAUAAUCUGAUCAAAGCUCUGGAGGAAAAGAAGAGCAGUCAGAGUCAACAUGAUGAAGACAAGAAGAAAAACAAGUUCUGAUUAUUUGGUUGAUCUUUAGCUUAUAUUCUAUGAUUCCAUCAAGUUUGCAAUGUUUUCAUUUAAAUGAUAUUUCACGUCUCUAUAAAAAUAAAAUCUGCAACUUUGAAUUUAGAAGUUGAAAGAGAGUUUACUACU
Raphanus sativus (radish) is the source of this 608-nucleotide messenger RNA. RefSeq names its product AAA-ATPase At5g40000-like. Gene Ontology annotation, molecular function: structural constituent of ribosome; RNA binding. Gene Ontology annotation, cellular component: ribosome; cytosolic large ribosomal subunit. The record is from RefSeq and is a predicted model, not a curated record. NCBI's taxonomy places the organism in Eukaryota, Viridiplantae, Streptophyta, Magnoliopsida, Brassicales, Brassicaceae. Gene Ontology annotation, biological process: translation. Bases 90 to 473 code for a protein of 127 amino acids. The transcript is spliced from 2 exons.